AUGAGAAGUGCAAUACAUAGAAGAGCUCACAUUUUUAAUAAUAAUAGUUAUGAAAAUGAAAAUAAUUAUAUUGAUGAAAAUGCUAAUAAUGCAAACUAUACCAAUGAAUACACCAGUACAAUAGAUUAUGGUGUUAUACAAUCUAUUUUUAAUAAUAAUCACCAAAUUCGGUUUAUAGAUUACAAAAAAGAGUUUACUAAAUAUAUACCUAUAGUCGAUAGUAGAGUAAUGAAUUCAUCAAACUCAUUGACUAUCGGUAGAGAAGUAGUAUGGGGUGUAGAUGAUACUUCGAAAACUCUAACAAUGUUUUUCGACGAUUGUAAUCUUGAAAUCAAUAAUAACAAUAGUAAUAAUAAUAAUAUUAAUAAUAAUAAUAAUAAUAAAAUAUCACAACAACAACCACCUACUACCAAUAUAAUUAACAAAUCGAUAUGGUUUAAAGAUCCAUUAAGAACAGAGUGUAUUGAAAAUCAAGGAUUCAAUGUUUACUUUGAUAUAGUUAACAAAGGUGAUCCAGAAGAUAAUACCAAUUGUUUCACAUUCAUUAUGCAUAUUACAUCACAUGUACCUAAAGAUAUUAAAUUAGGGUUCACUAAUAUUAUUUUUACACUUUACAUUACAUUUAAUCGUGAUAUCAAUAGUAAUUGUUUUAACAUUACAAUUAAAUCAUAUCAGCAACAAUCAAAAGAGAUUGUUCACAUUGAUAGAACAAUUGAAUUGUUAUUACCACAACAUAAUAAUAAUAAUAAUAAUAGCAGCAACUUAAUUGAAUCACAUAGUGUCAAUAUUGUAUAUAAUCCAUUCAUUAAAAAUCUAACAAUUCAACUUGAUAAACAAACGGUUAUCAAUCAAUUACUUUCAAUUCCAACAACAGCGACAACCAGUAACAACCAAAAUACUCUAUUUAAUUAUUUUGGAUUUUCAAUCAACUCUUUACCAACAAAGAAAUUCUGUUUGAAUAAUGUAAAUUUAGAACUUGGGAAUGCGUGUCAACUUCAAGGUUAUCCUUCAGAGAUGGAAAAUGCUGGUUUUGUCGUUGGAAAUUACCAAGAUACUGUCUCAAGAGAUCAGUUGAUCAAACGAUGUUUGGUCGGUGAUAUAGUUCUCAGAAGAUAUAUAAAGAGCUUUCUACCGCUGAUCUAUUUGCAUCCAAGUCAGAUGGUCACUCUUGGCAAUGCAAAUUGGCAACGGAACUCCCUCCAACUGACUCCUCCUUUGAGAUCGCAGAUCGGUAUUUGCUGGAGUAGAACCCGAUUGAAUAUUGGAUCUGGUUUCUUCUGCCGAUUCAAGAUGAGAAUGGAGCUGAAUGGUGGUGACGGAUUGGCUUUCGUCAUACAAAAUGCUCCCGCUGGAUGUAAUGCUAUCGAUUACAAACAGAUGGGUGGCUAUCUCGGCUACAAUGACCUGCCCAACUCGCUGGCAAUCGAAUUCGAUACCUAUCGUAACAACGACGAGCCAAACGACAGUCAUGUCUCGAUUCAAUCAAGAGGUACUCUGCCAAAUUCAUCGAGACAUCAAUAUAGUUUGGCUAAUAUCAGGGUAGACCAGCGGAUGAAUAACGGUCGACAACACGAUGUCAUUAUUUGUUAUAAUGGUGCAUCUGGAUCACUCGAUAUUGUAAUCAACAACUACAGAUUGACUACGGUACUAAAGGAUUUAGGUCAAUAUCUUGGAUUGCACAAUGAUAAACAAGCAUUCGUUGGAUUUACAGCAUCAACUGGCGAUGCCUAUCAAAGCCAUAUCAUUGAACAGUUUGAAUUGUAUAAAUUAUAA
Molecule: messenger RNA, 1773 nt
Organism: Heterostelium album PN500
Lineage: Eukaryota; Evosea; Eumycetozoa; Acytosteliales; Acytosteliaceae
Product: L-type lectin-domain containing protein
Exons: 1
Coding region: 1-1773 (590 amino acids)
Source: RefSeq, a predicted model, not a curated record